GAUGGGCGCCUUAGACUUGGCUUGGGUCCGAACUAGCCAGGCUUGAAUGCGUCUUCAGUUAUAAUUAGCCCUUUUCUGUGUCAAAUGUGAUGUCAAUAUUGAGAGGUUGUGCUAUUAGAGGCAUUCACAGGGGGAGAUGAUCCAGAACUUCAUGUGUAUAAAGGGGGAGAUCAUCCUGGAUAUAGAAUGAGGAAUGGAUUGGCAGAUGUAGAAGUUUUAAUCUGUGGAUAGAAUUCUGUCAUGAGAACUUUGUCUGCUUUGAGCAUAAUUUUAGCUUUCAUUUACGUGGAAGAGGCGGCCAAAAAUCAAUGUUUCCAGUGCUACAACUAUGAUGAUAAAGGAAACUAUUUCUCGUUCUGCCCCAAAAAUGGCACCGCAAAGUUUGGCAUGGCCGCCUUCAGUCCUUGUGACGGGCCGUGUUUCUACAGGAGUGAUGCAACCAACAAAGACUUAAUUGUCAGAGGUUGUACUUCAAUUCUGGGGACCUUACCUUCACCUUUACCCCCAGACGGAUGUUACAACUGGAAUGGUGCCAUAUUCUGUCUGUGUCGGAUGCCGAUUUGUAAUGCGGCCCCACUUCCUGACAAAUCAAAUGGUCUUUCACUAGAUUACAUGGUCAACCAAAUAACGGACACACAAGAUACUGACGGUAUACUUAGGUGCUAUCAAUGCCUCACGUAUGACACCGAAGGCAAAUUCUACCCACAAUGCCCCAAGGACGCUCAGGUGAAUGUCCAGACGACGUUCUUGGACAACUGUACUGGGAUGUGUUUCACGCGGUCUUUCAGUGACAACUCAACAAAGGUAGCCAGGGGAUGCACGUCUAGCCAAUAUGGAUUACCUUAUCCAUUACCUAAUGAUGGAUGCUAUGACUGGGAAGGGGACACUUAUUGUGUAUGUAACAGAUCCAGAUGUAAUGGAUUACCUCUGGGAAAGUCCAGUGGUGUGGAGAUGGACGCUCAUGUAGACUUAAUGAUCUCAGAUGUUGAGGAAGACGGCACAAAACAUUGCUACCAAUGUAUCAACUACGAUGACAAGGGAAACUACUACAAGCAGUGCCCGAAAGACUCCAGAGUGAAGAACGCUUACCAUGCACCAUGUAAUGGCUCCUGCUUCAUCAGGUCAUACGAUUACGACGUCAAAAAGGUAGCCAGAGGCUGCAGUGACAGUCAGUGGGGGCUACCCAAUCCACUGCCACCGGAUGGAUGCUACAAAUACUACUCGGAAACUUGGUGCGUAUGCACUAAGUCCAGGUGUAAUGGUGUAGCGUUAGGCACACCUCAGAAAAUAGAAUUAGAUGCCCAUCUAAAAAGUAGUGGUGGACAACUCAAUGGUGCUAAAUCUGUGGAGGCAUACAGCAUUGUUAUAAUAUUUUGUAUUAGCUGUUAUGUUUAUUUCAUAAAUGUAUAUUUAAAUUUAAAUACAGAAUUAAUUUAAUACAAAAGUGUUUUU
Biomphalaria glabrata is the source of this 1452-nucleotide messenger RNA. RefSeq lists its product as uncharacterized. The transcript is spliced from 11 exons. NCBI's taxonomy places the organism in Eukaryota, Metazoa, Mollusca, Gastropoda, Planorbidae. The record is from RefSeq and is a predicted model, not a curated record. The coding region runs from base 241 to 1437 and encodes 398 amino acids.